This is a messenger RNA of Effrenium voratum, 7521 nucleotides long. Lineage: Eukaryota; Dinophyceae; Suessiales; Symbiodiniaceae. The record is from the annotation of a GenBank genome assembly.
AGAGCUUUUCACCCAAGUCAGGCACAAGAACCGAGACUAGGCGCAAUGCUCAAAGAGUUGUGGUUGAUAUUCGGAGGAGCCCUGGCCCUGGUACCGACCCAGGUCCGCAUCAAGGCACCAUGGACGUGCACUUCGGCCACCUGCGGGUGUGGUGAUUUGGAGAUGGUGGACAUGGACACGGGCAAUGUUCUCGAGUCCAACGACACCGUGAUCCACGCGGUGAAGUAUUUCCCGGAGCCCGUGGGCUACCAGGAUGUCUUCGCGGACGGCAAGAGAGACCCUUACAGCCAGAAUUACGCGCUCUUGCACGAGCGGGACCUGCCAGCCAUCCGGAACGAGCUGGGGGCCAACGCGCUGCUGCUGGCGCCCUGGAGUUUCCAGUACCGGAGCCACACGCAGUUCCUGGAGACGGCGGCGGCCAACAACUUGCGGCUGAUCCCGGCCUUCCACAUCGGCUACUACUGGGAGGAUGGCGCGUGGCAGAAGCCGGCCACGCGGGAAGCGUUGGCCAAGGACUUCCACGACUUCCUGCAGUACUCGGCGGUGGUGAAGAACGAGAAGCUGAGCACGCCGGAGACCAUUCUGAUGUGGAACCUGGUGGGCCUGCCGCCGGUGCAGGGCCUGUUGCCGGUGAGUUGCGUGGCGGGGGCCAAGAACGACGUGGCCAACUUCGCCAACUGUGUGGCCAGCUCCGGGGAUUUGGCGGAGACCCUGGCCACGGUCACGGCGCUGCAGGAGAUUCUGCAGACCAUCCGGGAGACGCAGAACCAGUUCCACUGCGAGGACCCCAACCAGGGCUGCGACGCCCGGGACGACGUUUCGGGCGCCUUCAAGUUCGACCGGCCCCUGGCGCUCACGUUGGACCUGGGCCCCGAGUUCUUUUUGUCGGUCUCGGAGAACGACGCGUACCUCCGGGCGCUGAUCUUCUGGUUGGAGCGCGUCGUCGGGUGCCACCCUUUGGCCGCCGGCCAGGUGCAGGUCCCCACCACCUUCGCCCAGAUGGCCGACCUCUGCAGCUUCAACGGCCUGGGUCUCUUCGACUCCUGGAUCCUCAAGAUGCAAGCGGUGGCUGACGAUGUGGAGGCCAGAUCAAUUCGACGAAUCAAGCAGCUUUUCAGCCAGCCCAAGCAAAUGCUGACCACCGGGACCGCAGCAGUAGAAGAUGUUUCGGGAGCCAUGAAGCCGGUGCUUUUCGAGUACGGCUUUCCUGCAUACGUCCAAGGCUCAGUGCAGCCGGACAAACAGCAUCGAGCCCUCUAUGAAGUGUGGCAUGGGGGCAACAGCACUCCUACGGAUGGUCUCAAAGACUCCUGGAGUAACGGUUUUUGCAUCAAGGGUGCUGUUAUCGACGAAUGGUCGGAUGUGUGGAGUGCGGAUGAGGCCUACAAAAGCUGCGAGUCGGAGCUGAAAUCCAAAUUUGGUCACUCCAGCUGUGGCCCAUCCACCGAUGCAGGGCAGUUGGCCGUGGCGUACCAGGGCCUCGUGGGCCAAUUCCACACUUUUGGGCACCACUGCAUCCAGAAGCGCUACGAGACCGUGGACGCAGCGAGCCGAUUUCACUUUGGAGGUGUGGACGCCUCAAGCUACGUCGCCCCUCCCGUGUGUGCUGCUGUGCUCAUGAAGCGGGGGGUCACCAUCAUCGUGUUCUACGUGGCCUGCUGCCUCUUCAUCCUGGUGGGGGUCAGCUCUCUUUGCUUCAUGGUCUGCAGAAGAACGAAGGUGGAGACCAGCGACGAGACGGCGUCCCAGAACUGCUACAACCUGGAGCAGCUGAUGCAGAACAGCGCGUCCCGCAAGAUCCUGGAAGACAUCUCGGCCAUGCCCUUCGGCAAGUUGCUGGCCACCAAAGUGGCGGAGGCCUUGGACGAGGGCGUGGAGGUGCCAGUGGCGUACAGCCAUUUGAAGGGCUACUGCGGCUGGGGCCUGGCCAAGGUGGGCGGCACCUUCUCGUACCACCGGCUGCAGUACAACGGCCGCGGCCGCGGCGCGUGCGCGCAGAGCUGGGACACCACGGAGGCCUUCAUCCGGUGGCUGCAGGAGCAGUCGGACCGCUCCAUGGCGGUCUACGGCUUCACGGACGCGGAGCUGCGGCGCACGGAGCUGAUCGGCAACAAGACCGUGACGCGGCGGCACCUCUUGGAGCUCCUGGACCGCGUCGGCAGCUUCAAGGACGCCGAAGAGGUCACGGGCCGCGCGGAGAGCCAGGUGCACUUCGUGGGCAUGCAGGCCCAGCUGGUGGUCGAGCUCUCCUACAAGGCCAACCCCCUCUUUCUCAGCAGCGUGGUGGAAGAACACAUCCUCACAGCCGGAGAUGACUCGGACAUGCAGACGUGGCUGCAGAACACGGGCGACAACAUGAGGAACUUCAUGGAGUUGCUUGCGAACACGCACUUGCAGGUCCAAGCAGACCGCUUGAGGCGUCAGAUUGAGCACGAAGCGGAUGCGGUGGCCGCGGAAGAGCAGCGCAGGGAGAACCCGGAGCUGGUGGACGGCGAGUCGAUCCGCAAGCGGGCGUGCUACAACAUCUGGCAUCGGGUCCUGGAAGGCUAUCAUUCCUGGGAGGCGAUGCUGGGGCAGAGCUCCAAGGUGCCAUUUGCGGAGGCGGACGUGCACCAGUGCUUCGCCGAGGCCUUGAUCUCCCGCAUGACCGGCUCCAUCGCGGAGCACCUGAUCCACUCCCCGGAAUGGCUGUCCUGCGUCCAUCGCAAGGUCAUGAGAACCCUGGUUGCAUCGCAAGAUGCUCACGGCAAGCCGUCCUUCACCUGCAAGAUCGACUAUGCCGACAUUUGCGAGCCUUUGGAAGCUUUCUGCCGGAACUCGAACGUGUUUGCACCAAAGCAGGGAAUCAACUUUGACGACAUCAAUGACUGCGGGCUUUUGUCGGGUGAGGGACCGCUCCCAAAUGAGGUCCAGAAGACGUGGAAGGAACCUGUGGGUCUUUGGGUUUGCUUUCACUUUGUGGUGAACUACAAGUGGGUUCUGACAAUUGCCAUGUGGCUUCUUUGGGGCGCCGUCCUUUUGCACGACAGCAAGGGCUUCGAAGACUGGGUCGGCACCAGCAGUCGUGAACCGACCUUGACGAGAUUCACGUUCUUCAGCUUCGCGUUCAUCGACGCUCUCUGGCUUUGCUUCCUGAUGAUCUGCGAAGUCUUUGUGAAUGAUUCCCCCACCCCCGCCAGCAUCGGGCGGACGGGGCGCAACUGCUGCAUCAAGGCCUUGCGCAUGUGUCGGAUCGUGCCCACCUUUCUGCUGGCGCUGGCUUGGGCUUGGAUCUCGUGGCCCGAAGUCGUCAUGGACGCCGCUGAGGCCGUGCAGAUCGACAGCGCGACCAUCGACGUGCUGCCGAGCGGCUUGGCGGAGACCAUUUGGUACGCGCCUGUGGCCUACAUCUUCCUUCGCUUCGCCUACGGGAUCACUCCACGGCUCAGGGCGACCAGUGCCUUCCAGCUGCUGCAAAUGGCCUACUGGAAGAGGAUUGCCGUGUUCUGGGCCACCUUUGCCGCCUUCAGCUUCUUGUGCAACUACUCCAUGCUUGUGGCGUUGGUGCGAACCUUGACCCCGUACCACCUGUGUGCGGUGAACGACAGCGACGAAGACUUUUGCAGCACCUACACGGUGGAGAUCUUGAAUCUCAAGUUCCUGGUGAAGGACGUGCGAUGUGUGGCGUGCGUGGCCACGGUGGUCACCAGUUGGACCAUGGUGGCCUUGAGCAGUUUGCUGAUGAUGUACUUCAUCUUCAACAUCUACGUGGCCGUCGUGGGCAGCUCCGUGGGUGCGGCCCGGGGCUUCGUGGAGACGAGCAUCCCGUCCCUGGAGUUCCGGGUGGAGUCCGUGACCUCCGACUUCACGUCCAUGCGGAAGGCGGAAGCCAACUGGAUGACCCACGGCUCCAUUCUGCACGCUGUAUUUGGCAAAGACUGGCAGAAGGUGUGGGAAAUGAUGGUGGAUGGCCUGUACGACGAAUGCCUCAUUGACAGCAACAUGCGGAAGAACAUGCUAAGUGCUGCCAAGACGGGAGGCUCAGUGAAACUGACAGGCAAGGAUACCCGCAUUUUGGAGCGAGCCAAAGCCAGGCUUGGGUACUUGUUCACCUCGUUGAAGUGCAUUCUGGGCGAUGGCAACAUCAAUUUCCGGCCCUUUGUGCCCACAGCCGACAGCACCUGCGACGCCUUGGGUGUGACACACCGGGGCCGCAUCCCUUCCUUGACUCAGAUCGUGCCGGUGUAUAGUGAGGAGGGCAUCAUGGACAUCAAGGAGCUGGUGGGGGAGCCCAAGAACGGGGCAGUGUCCACGAUGCUGGAGUUCCUGAUCUCGCAGCUGCCCAAGGAGUGGGAGAUCUUCGCCCAGAACGAGAAUCUCCACCCGGCGGAGCUCUACGAGGAGGUCAAGAAGGGCGCGUCCAAGGAGAUGCAGAACAAGGUGAGGGAGUGGGCGUCCCACCGGUCCCAGAGCGUGAUCCGCACGGUGAACGGGGCGGUGCACUACCACCGCGCCCUGAAGGUUCUGCUGGAGCGGGAGGACCAAACCGUCGACUUCGAGGCCAUCCGGCGCCACGCCCAGCUGAUCAUGGCGCACCAGACCUACGGCAAGCUGAGUCUGGGCAAGGCCCAGCAGGUGAAGAUCCAGCACGGGGUGAUCAGCUCCACCGGGCCGCACGGCCUGCAGCCCAACGACCGCAUCCGGCUCAGCGUGGACAGCUUGAACCCCGAGGACGCGGUGGCCAAGCGCGCCGUGGAGAAGGUCUGGAAGAGCAAGGCCAUGGCGCGGCUCAAGAAGCGCGCGAAGACCGUGCAGCAAAUAGAGGCCAUUUUGAACGACACCAGCCAGGUCCAGGCGCUGAUGGAGGAGGCCAUGCAGGAGCCCCGGGACGACAUGGUCGCCAAGCACUCGACCACCAAGAGCCGCUACAGCGGAGGCUCCGCGGAGGAUGGCACCUCCUCGGCGGCCCUGGCCAAGAACCCGGCGCUGCUAGGUCGGCUGUGGGGCCAGGCCAACAUCAAGGGCCUGCAGGGCUUCCGGUCCGGGCGCUUCUACACGGUGAAGGAGGUGGUGGACGAGCACACGGCCGUGCUCUCCGACGGCGCCGUGAACUGCGGUCUGGCGCGGCUGGAGAAGGCCGACAUCACCAAGCGCGACAGCGACGUGCACUACAUGAUGUCCAAGCACGCGGGCUGCCCCUUCUUUGUCUGCAUCGACUUCGUGCGCGGCAAGAGCCACCCCCAGCUGGAGGAGAUGGUGGAUGCGCACGUGGGCCUCACGUCCAGUGAUCCCUGGACACAGGUCCGUUUCAAGCAUGCCAGCGUGCUCAUCAAGCACUGCGGAUCCAGCUCCAGUUGGCCCAUUGAGGUGGUGCACGUGCUGCCGCGCGCCCGGGGGCUGCUGAUCGGCUCGGUGGGGAACUUGACACAGGGCAAGGCGGGCAACCAGCUGGGCGCGCUGCGCUUCGCCGAGGGCCACUUCGUUCAGAUGAUGGACGCCAACAUGGGCUGCUACUCGGGGGAGACCUUCAAGGUGCCCGUGGUGCUGCAGGGCUUCCACAAGCACAAGAUCCUGGAGGGCGACUACGAGAACCGCCUGGACCUCCAGGCGCGAAUCAUCGGCUUCCGCGAGCACAUCUUCACCCGGGAGCACGGCCUGGUGGGCCAGAUCAUGGCGGAUGCGGAGUGGACCUUCGGGACGCUGGUGCAGCGUUUGUUGGAGUUUUUGACGGUUCGCAUGCACUACGGGCAUCCGGACUUCAUGGAUGGCUUCUGGGCUGCCAACCGGGGCUCGGUGUCCAAGGCUUCUCCCCACAUCAACUUGUCGGAGGACAUCUUCGCGGGUUUGAACGUGAAGACGCGGCACGAGCAGAGCUUGCACACGGAUUACCUGGAGUGGGAGAAGGGCCGUGAGGUGCAGUUCCUGGCGGGGAGCGGCUUCUUUUGGAAGAUCGCCAGCGGCAGCGUGGGCCUGAUGCGCACGCGAGACCUGCGGGCCUUGUGCGGCAACGCCUCGGUGAUGGAGACCUUCGCUCUGUACUUCGCCACAGUGGCCUGGUACGUGCACAACGUGCUGGUAGACAUCAGCACGGAGAUCUUCCUGCUGAUCUUCAUGUACCUCACCCUGGCCUCCAAAUCCAUCUCGGACCUGGGGGAUUUGGGCUCCAUGCUGGCGGCCGAGUGGUUCCUCACCCCGGCCUUCACGGCCAUGCUGCCGGCCAUCAUCGGCCUGGGCAUCGAGUACGGCCCGCUCUGGAUGUGCAAGAACUACCUCCUCACGGCCCCGAUGUCCAUGAUGUACUUCAUCUUCAUCAACAAGGCCAUGUCCUCCUCCGUGAGGACCACCUUCGUGGCCAACACCGCGGAGUACGUGAACACGGGGCGGCCGCACGCCAACAAGAGCUACACCCUGCUGGAUGCAUUCUUGGCCUAUUGGCACUCCCACUACCGGCCCGCCCUGAAGAUCUUGUACGUCAUCGUGCUGUAUCGGUCCCUGAACUCGGACGGGGCGCUGCCCAUGGUCUUGGUGUCCUUCACGGCCUUCGUGUGGAUCUUGGCCCCCGUCUUGUUCCAGCCCCCGGCCAAGGCGCUCAUGGAGCAGGUCCGCGAGCUCGUGCGCUUCAUCGCCAAGUCCCCCAGCCUCCACGACCGCAUGACCCACGGCAAGCCCACGUGCAUCUACGAGGCCGCCUUGGAGCAGGAGCUGAAACAAGCCAACCGCUCCCUGUCGCUGCCCUUUUUAUCCAGUUUGGCCGUUUGCAUCUUGUACCUCUUCAUGACCACCUCCAACAUCUUUGAUCAGACCUGGGCGCCCCUAUGCGGCAUGUUCAUCCUCUUCUUGUUCCGCUCCGUGCUCCGCUUCUCCGGCAUCAAGUCCGCCGGCAUGAUCGUGCUGGCGAUCCCCUGCCUGGGACUGUUGGUGGUGUACAUCUCGACGUACAUCGUGGAGAAUCCGGACUUUGGCUCUCUGCUGGUUGCCACCCUGAUCUUGAUCAGCUUCCUGAACGCCUCCAAGUUCGUGAUCUGGGGGGUAGCGAGACUUGUGCUGCCAAGAGGGAGCCCACUUGGAUAUGAGCAAGUCGUGCGCUUCACAUUUGACUUCCUCUGCAUCUAUGAAUGGCAUUUCUUUGGCGCCUUGGUCGUGAUGGUGAUGCAGGUGGUUUUUGCGAGCUUCUUAUGGCUGCUGGAUCGGCCGCCGUUGAAGCUCCGAACGGGACUCCUCCUGAACAGGAGGGUGUCCACAGGAUGUGUGCGAAAAAUCUUUGGCGCUCCCCGCUCCCAGCUCAGCGCCUGUGUGGAGAUGGGAGAUGUGUGGAGCUUAGGCGAAGAGUGCCACACAGUGAAAAUAGACGGUGAGAGCAAGCUGUGAUUGUUGCCUCCCCUUUUUUGGGCCAGCUCCUUGGCGAACUGGCAGCUUGGCGAACGGGUUUCUUUCCUAGGGCCAAGGCUAGGCUGACCUUUGUAUAGCUCCUUCACGGCCAAGUGCACCCGACACUGCCCGCUGAAAUUCGAAGAAUCGAACUGAAUCGAAAUGAUGGCAUCG